Molecule: messenger RNA, 605 nt
Organism: Laetiporus sulphureus 93-53
Lineage: Eukaryota; Fungi; Basidiomycota; Agaricomycetes; Polyporales; Laetiporaceae
Exons: 2
Coding region: 199-570 (123 amino acids)
Source: RefSeq, a predicted model, not a curated record
CCGCGUAAGUGCGGCAUUCUUUGAGUUUGCGGCAGGGCAUCAUAUGUCAUCCUGUCUCUGCGCAGAUAGUCCACGACACGAAGCGUAAUCGAGGUCGACCGCUUCUGACCGCCGUGGUCAGUGCUAUCCUGGUCCUAUCCACCUGAAAAGAGAUCAGGUCAGCACAAAGGCUCGGCGGGAAGAAGUGCGCAAGCCGAAAUGGCACCGAACAGUCUCGCGUGGAGUGCAAGCAUAAGCAUGACGUCGAGCAUGAUGCGUAUAUUUAACUGUACGCGAAAACGUAUGAGAACGAGUAUUGUAGGAAUGAUGAGAGACGACGCAUCUUUUUUCGUGAGUGUGCCCUGCGCGUCCCCUUCCCCGCCAGGUCCGUCGACGAGAAGACGUAUACAGCGAGAGCGGCCGUUCUCUCGCUGUACACGCCACCCCGCCUCUGAACCAAUUCCACCACCCACCAUCCCCGCUCGAGAACGACUGUGCUACUACGCGUCUUGCCAAAUUGCCUGUGUAAUCUUGCCUGCUAGACAACGCCUUGAGCCUUGUGGCGUGACCAACAGCGUGAACGGAUCCUAACAGAAAGCUGAAGGAAUCAUUCAGCAAACUGUACG